AUGGCUCAAGGUUGCCUAACCCGCCACGACUUCAAUGUCCUGGAAAAGAUCAAAGAUCCCGAAUCAAACCCUUUAGCAGCGGUCAUUGUAGAUUCGACGUUGCCCAAAGAUCCGAACGUCACGGAUGCAGCCGUAUACAAGCGCGUCGCUCAGAAAGAACGGGAGACUGUGAUGGCCAUGCAGCAGCUGGAAAUGCAACUCGCCGGGUUGAAGCCCGCCACAGGGGCUGAUCCCAUUCAAGAAUAUCGCCAAUGUGUUCUAGAACUCGGGCAACUGGUUUCAGAAUACCCGCGAUAUGCCAGUGUCCGAAAUAACAGGGCGCAGGCAUUGCGAAGGCUGUACGGAGACACGAUGAUGCUCUCGGGGCACCGUGACUCAAGGGCGUUGAUACAAGCAGCCGACGAUGCCGAGAAAUCGAAGGCGGCUGUGACAACUCUGUCCGAUCUCGACGAGGCUAUCAUGCUUCUGACGCCUAGAGCUCUCUUCGCCUCAAUAUCGCCCCAGGCGGGCAAGACGCUGUCGCUCGCGCACACCCAGAGAGCGACAGUAUAUCAUAUGACCGCCAAAUCGAUUCAGUUCGACAGUACUGCUGGGGUUGCUGGAAGAAAGGAGGCAACGUGGACCAAGAUCGACUUUGAAGAGGCAGCAUCAAGAGACUUCGCGUUGGGAGGCAGAUAUGGUAACGAGAUAGCCAGGGGAUUGGCCGUGAGCACGAACCCAACUGCGAAGCUCUGCGGGCAGAUGGUUCAUGAAGCCAUGAAGAAAGAAUAUGGGCCAGCAUUUGCGGCUUGA
This is a messenger RNA of Anthostomella pinea, 792 nucleotides long. The record is from the annotation of a GenBank genome assembly. Lineage: Eukaryota; Fungi; Ascomycota; Sordariomycetes; Xylariales; Xylariaceae.